AUGGUUGCCACCGCACUUGGACGCCUCCAACAUGCGGCAAAAGGCGCGGCAACAUGCUCGAUUGACGCCCUACGAACACCCCGGAUGGCGAGGUUAUGCUCACAGAGACUAAUGCGGGAAAGAGCAAGGACACAAAGUACAAACCCACAGCGCCGCCGCUUUCACUCCUCUACCGCAGGAAGUGCGAGCACAGCAUCCUCCGUCUCUGCCUCCGAAGUCACACACUUCUCCCGCCUCGCCUCCUCAUGGUGGGAUCCUCACGGUCCUUCUCGCCUACUCCAUCUGAUGAACCCUCUCCGUCACGACUUUAUCCGCUCGUGCCUGCAAAGGUCUUCCUCGACCGAGAAUGAGAACGAGAAGAGAUAUUCAUAUCUGGACGUUGGCUGCGGCGGAGGCAUCUUCGCCUCUUCUGCCGCUCGCCUCCCCACGACUUCGCGCGUGACAGCCAUCGACCCGACGGCGAAUGUCAUACAGGUUGCAAAGGAGAAUCAGCGGUCCGACCCUGCCCUCGCCGCUCCAGGGAAGCUCGAGUAUCUCAACUGCGCGAUCGAAGACCUCGCCGCACAAGCCAAUGACGAAGCAAAAUACGAUGUAUUGACCCUAUUCGAGGUUCUCGAACACAUCGACUCGCCCUCAUCCUUUCUCGAAAUCGCCAUCCCCCACCUGAAACCGGGCGGGUGGCUCAUCGGAUCGACCAUCUCGCGCUCACCCACCGCCUACCUCACGACGAAACUAAUCGCCGAAGCACCCCUGAUAGGCGUGGUACCGCGCGGCACACACGACUGGAACAAGUACAUCAACCCUCCGGAACUGAGGGGAUAUUUCGAGUCCGGAAGGGCUCCGGGACGGUGGGGAGAAUUCGUCACGCAAGGGGUCGUCUACGUCCCCGCGCUGGGAUGGCGGUUUAUCCAGGGCAGCGAGGAGUUUGGGAAUUACUUUUUCGGGAUACAGAAGCUGGAAUGA
Molecule: messenger RNA, 963 nt
Organism: Fonsecaea pedrosoi CBS 271.37
Lineage: Eukaryota; Fungi; Ascomycota; Eurotiomycetes; Chaetothyriales; Herpotrichiellaceae
Product: 3-demethylubiquinone-9 3-O-methyltransferase
Exons: 1
Coding region: 1-963 (320 amino acids)
Biological process (GO): ubiquinone biosynthetic process
Molecular function (GO): 2-methoxy-6-polyprenyl-1,4-benzoquinol methyltransferase activity
Source: RefSeq, a predicted model, not a curated record